CCUGUGUGAAUUGUAUUUUGUGUCGUGCAGCUGAAAAAGAAAUGUUUUGAUCUAAACCAGAAGAAAUAUCAUCAUUUCCAGUAAAAAGUUGAAGUCUCUGAGCCACAAGUGACCAUUGCAGAUGUAUAUCACCAUUACGCCAUUGAUUAGUGAAUGCUGAAUUCACAGAAAGAGCUUGGUGGAUCCAAGGAGAUUUGUUCUGAAUUCUUCAAAUUGGGUCCAAGGAAUAUAAACUGAUUGAAUCCGCUCCAUGCUACGCCGCUUCUAAUGAUUGACCAGACUUCACACUUUCAAAGAUAAUCACUUUUCUCCAGAGACUGAAACAGUAUACCUCAAGGAUUGAAGAGACAUGGCUGUUCAGGGAGUUGUCAGACAACUGAGAGAUUUGGCCAAAGAUCCACAGAACAGGGAGAAGAUUGUAAAGGAUCAAGGUUGUUUACCUGGCUUAGUUUUAUUCCUGGACAACGAUGACCCUAUUGUUGUGUCAACUGCACUGGAGGCUAUACAGUACCUAUCGGAGAGUUCAGUCGACCGUCCACUAAUGAAGAAAGAACUUGGAAUGCUGGUUAGCCUAGAAGCUAUCACAAACAAUGCUGACAGUGACAUAAGGAGCAAGAACCUCGCCCGUAGCAUCCACAAUCGACUGACUGCCCCACCCACCCCCGGCCCCUUGAAGGAGAGUAGUAACCCCAACAUACCCAAGGGGAGCAGGGGCGGUGGAAUGCACCCUGGUAGCAAGUUCUUUGUCGGUACUAGCAAGAAAAAAAAAUCGAAAAUCCUCACACUACAGAUUAAUGGCCUUAUGAACAUUGAGUGCCGUAGAUCUUGCGAAGAAGAGCUGUUGAAAGUCAAAGGGGUUGUUAGUUUCACCUUUGACCUUUUGAAGAAACGUUGUGAGCUGAGGACCAGAAUAGACAUGAAACCAGAGGUGCUUAUUGCUGCCAUUUCAAGGACGGAGACAAUGUCAGCCGAGCAAGUCGUUAAGAAUGAACAUGGUGAAGAGGUGAUCCUAUCCUUCGGUGCCAACCCAGCCAUGGCCAACAAGGAGAACAGCCAUCACAGUCUACCAGACUACCUCCCGGAGGACAACAGUCCUAUCAGAGGGUGCCACAACAAAGCCAUCAAGAACAUCGACCAGGGUGACGAGGAGAGGCGAGGUAGUUGGAUCGGUGCUGCUGCAUCAUUCAUAUCCACCAAUUUCUACUGGUGAUGGGUUAGAGAGUCAAUGUCGUGAACUUUGUACUGUGUGACCGAAGGGUCGAAGGUCAACUGUGUCUGUAUUUGUUUCUAUAUGUGUGUGAUCAGGGAGGCGUUUCACAAAACUUGUCAUGAGUGACAAAUGACAGUUUUUGUUAUAAGCUACUGAAAUCCUUGCUUCUGAUUGGUUAUAAGCAGAUUUUGUCACUGAUUUUAUCAUUUGUCAUUGAAAAAAGGCUUUGUGAAAUGGGCCCCAGGGCCACAUGACGGAUUCUCAUGACAUUUCUACUGGUGAUCAGUCAUAAGGAGUCGAGUCUGCCAGUGGAAUCAAUGCUAUGAUUGUGAAUUUUCGAUUAUCAGAUUAUGGGUUUAAAGUCUUUAAAAUCCUUUCUUUAUAUUAUAUUACACAGUUUUCUUUGUCUCCAUUACUUUCCACUGGUAAUGGGUAUAAGUACGAGUAGAGUCAUCAUGCCACAAACUUGUUAUUGUCAGACCAAGGUUCAAAGGUCACUUAUUUCUUUGCAUUUGUUAUGUUGGAUCAUUGCCUUGGCAUCUUUUAUACUCCACUAUCUUCUACUAGCGAUGGGCUGAGGAGUUGAAAGUGGAAAUUGUCACACUCAUAAGGUCAAAGGAUUUGUUGUUGUUUUGUUGGUGGUUUUUGUUUGUAAUUAGGACCAGACCCCGGGGGGGGGGGGGGGGG
This is a messenger RNA of Strongylocentrotus purpuratus (purple sea urchin), 1897 nucleotides long. Its product is annotated as armadillo repeat-containing protein 1-like. Gene Ontology annotation, molecular function: protein binding. The record is from RefSeq and is a predicted model, not a curated record. Lineage: Eukaryota; Metazoa; Echinodermata; Echinoidea; Camarodonta; Strongylocentrotidae. The transcript has 8 exons. Bases 350 to 1210 code for a protein of 286 amino acids.